UUUCACUUUUGCUUUGGCGUUCUAUAUCAUUUCAUGCAUUUGGGGCACGUGUUACAAGACAACGUAAAAACUAUCGAAAUUGACAUCGACAGUAGAAAAAUCGAAGCAGAAUGAGUGAUGCCAAAGUGAUUACCGUGGAUUCUGAGGCCAAAUCUUGGCUAGGGUUUGGCAUUGGUCUUGCCAUCGGUACUGUUGCUACAGCAGCAGUUGGAUAUUUGUGGAAAUUCUCCAAAUACAGACAAACCGUAGAUGAGUAUUCAGAUUUACAUCUUGAUAGUUUGAAUGAUAGCCAACAAUUCCCUGCCAUCACUUCAUCCUCAUCACGACCAGCAACUCCAGCACAUAUCCAAAGACCAGGCGACAGAGGACACAAUACUACCCAGCAUGCCUUGCCAGGCACUCCACAGCAUGAUGCCAUCAGAGAGCAUGAUGGGAGGUCGGGUGUCAGUAGGGAACCUGGUAUAGCGUACAGUGAUAACCAAAGCUUGUUGAAUCUACUCUACAAUAUGGCUGAAGAUCAGUCAAAGAAAGAGAGUUAUGUCCACCGAGGUAUAUCAUGUAACAUGUGCAAUGCAAGUCCUAUAUGUGGAAACAGAUACAAGUGUGCAAGCUGCAUCGAUUACGAUAUAUGUGAGAGAUGUGAGGCACAUGAUAGACACAACAGAACACACAACUUCAUCAAGAUUAAGCUACCAAUCCCACCGCUUGCUAAUCCAAGAAAUGUCCUCAUCAAACCAUUCUAUCCAGGUAAAGAACUUCAAAGAAGAAGACCAACAUUGGAUGAAAUGCAGCAUCUUAGGUCCACCACAUACUUUGACCAGCAUGAAAUUGAAGCAUUAUUUGACCAGUAUCGGACGCUAUGCACCAAAGAUAGAGGCAUCACAAGGGAUGUAUAUGACCUGUGCUUAGGACCAUUGGGACUGGAGAAAAAUCUAGUCAUGGACAGACUAUUCAAGUUCUAUGAUUCCAAUGGUGAUGGUUACAUUGACUUUGAGGAGUUUGUCCGAGGUCUGUCAAUUCUCAUCAAAGGAACGCAGGAAGAGAAAGUCAGAUAUGCUUUUGAAGGUUAUGAUCUAGAUGGAAUUGGUUGUGUCAGUCGAGACAAUCUGAGGAAAAUGUUCAAAGCAUACUUCUACGUCACCAUAGAACUAGUCAGAGAUGUUGUCAAGGCAUGUGAAGAAGAAAUGAUGGCCAAUUUUGAUGACACUCAAGGCAGACCUGUAUCCUCGCUCUUCAGUGCACCCAUUCCUACCGAUACUGGAUCCGAUCCAAGUCAAAUCACUAAGACACCGUUUCCUGGCAACCCUGGAAGCAGGGAAGAUAUGUGGCCAGUUAUGGAAGCAAUGUCACAAGAUGCUAUUGAAGAGAUGGUGGAGAACAUCUUCAAGAUGGCAAAUGUUGAUUUAGACCAAAGAAUCACACUACAGCAGUUUGGUGAAUUGACGGCCGUAGACAACAGCCUACUCGCUUGGUUUGAUGCUCUAGGGACGGUCUUCUAGUCACCUUACCCUGCAUGUAUAUUGAAGGAUUAAUACCAGUUGCUAAGGACAUGCAUGCCGUUACCAUGGAAAGUCUUCAAAAAUGACAUAUUGAACUAAUAUGACAAAAUUGACAAUAUGUAAUCUUUUAUUAAUAUUUGAAUAAAUAUUAUGUGUAUGUACGAGUAUUUUGAAAUUGCAUGCAUUGAUAUCAUUUUUUUCUCAUAAAAAUAAACGUAAGGUACCGGUACAUUUACCGGUACAUAGCAUGUAACUGUGAAUACAUCUACAUGUACCGGUUCAUUGAAUUUUUCGUGUUUUUAUUUUAAGACUUCACCAAUUCGAAUAAGGCCAAUAAAAUGAAGAACAUUUAAUGCGAGUCCACCAUGCAAACGUCUGAAAUAUUUUUGAACGUCUGAUACUUUAAGAAGAACAGUUAUUUGUUAGCUGAAAAUAGCCACGUACCUGCAUAGUGUACAUAUAUGUUCAAGCAUGUUGUGCUUUAUAGUCUAGGUGAUAUUUCCAAAAAGGGCCCAUUUAGAGCAAGAAGAGGCAUGUUUAAGUAGAAUCACCAAAAUAAACUUUAAAAAAAAUAAAAUAAUAACAAAUAUACCCAAAUAUGGGAACAAAUAUAUUACAAGACAGGUAUUAAAGAUUUAUGCAAAUUAGGUAUACAUGUAUUUCCAUUAAAAAUCCAGCUUGGUUACCAUCAUUUUCGGAUUCAGCAUCCCGAAAUGAGGUAAAAUAUAUAAGUUACAUGUAUGUUGUCAACUUCUACUCAAAAAUGCCUCUUCAUGUAACAAUUUUUGAAAUAUCGCCUAGUCUUUUACAGACGAUCCCUCACCAGGCCCCCUUCAAUGGAGAAACCAUUGUGCACGCUAUUGUACAAAGCAACUGCCCAUGAUGGAUUAUCUGAACAAUAGUUAGCGCAAUGCUUGUAGCAUUGAACAGGGCCUUUGUGCUAGGAUUGUUAGCGUGCCUGGAUAUGCAAAACACCAAGCAAGGUCUCUUUGUCUCCCCCUUGUUAUAAUGAUAGGGUUCAAGGUACUCAGCGAUAACAAUUUAAUCAUUAAAACUAAUGCAAGUGGGGUCGAAAAACUAACAGUUUAUAUUAUAAUGCUUUUGUUGUAAUUAAUUUUUAUGCAAACAUUUGAAUGUUCUUUUACUGAACAGUAGCACAUUGUACUACUGACUGUGCAAUAUAAACCCCCCCUUUUUAAAGAAACUUGAUGCAAAUAAACGUUCAAAUGUAGCCAUUUUAUAUUGUUGUUAUGGACUGCCAAUGAUGACGCCCUUCGGCACACAUUGCAGUCUUCAGUUACAUAAUUGUGAGUGUGAGACAGCUGCUUAGCCAGGGUUCUCAUCCUAGGGGGGCGGGGGGGGGGGGGGGUGCCCAAAAAAAAUCAUCUGUGCUGAAAGGUCGAAGGUUUUUCACCGGACACCAGACCUCCGUAAAAUACGCCCUCCCGUAGCUACGCUGCUGGUGUGGGAGGGGAUAGGUGGAUUUUUGAGGGGGACAGGUGGAUGUUAGAGGGUAUGUUGGGGUGUGGAAAAGCAGACGGUUGGCCUGCAGCAUCAUAUCCCCCCCUGGAAACUAUCCUUCAAAUGGCCAGUUAAGAAUAAGAGCGUGUUCAAGUUACUUAGUGUGUGUGUCAGUAUCAUUUAAUAACAUACACAGUAAUUCAAUUUUAACUUCUUUUCUAAUAAAUACAAAUGAUUUAAGAUAU
Patiria miniata (bat star) is the source of this 3205-nucleotide messenger RNA. RefSeq lists its product as uncharacterized. The record is from RefSeq and is a predicted model, not a curated record. The transcript is spliced from 13 exons. The coding region runs from base 111 to 1499 and encodes 462 amino acids. Gene Ontology annotation, molecular function: zinc ion binding; calcium ion binding. Lineage: Eukaryota; Metazoa; Echinodermata; Asteroidea; Valvatida; Asterinidae.